This is a messenger RNA of Penicillium taxi, 1404 nucleotides long. Its product is annotated as CCCH zinc finger protein. The coding region runs from base 1 to 1404 and encodes 467 amino acids. The transcript is spliced from 4 exons. Gene Ontology annotation, molecular function: metal ion binding. Lineage: Eukaryota; Fungi; Ascomycota; Eurotiomycetes; Eurotiales; Aspergillaceae. The record is from RefSeq and is a predicted model, not a curated record.
AUGGAUUCCUCACCUUUUCUCGAUCGCUAUCAACAGUUAAGCUUACUGGACCAGCAAAAGAACCAGCUGAUUGAGGAACUCCUUCAACGAGUGACCGACCUUGAGACCUCCUUCCAGCGCGAAAAACUUGAUCAUGAACGCGAAACCCGCUUUAAUCGUGAUAUCCAGUUGCACGAGAUGGAAUUAAUGCAACAGAUAUCGCAAAUCAAAACCAUCAUGGACCGAGAACCCUUUGUCGUGGUACUUCUCGACGGAGAAGGAAUAAUUUUCAAGGACGAGUUUCUACAGCUCGGUGAAGAAGGUGGUCGAAAUGCUGCUAAACAACUCUUCAGCAGUUUGCACUCAUAUCUGCUCGCCAAUUUUCCAAGUAUCAAUACGCCGAAGAUAAUCACCAAGAUCUACAUAAAUCUGAAGAACCUGGUCGAGCUCUGUACUCGCAGUGGCAUCGUCCCCGAGCCGGUCGUGAUCUAUGACUUCAUUCGAGGCUUUAAUGAAACGAUGCCACUUUUUGAGAUUGUGGAUAUUGGUUCUAGCAAGAAUAAGGCAUACGAUAAGGUUUAUGAGACUUUCCAGAUCUUCCUUUACAACUGCCAUUGCCACCAAAUCUUCCUGGGCUGUGCAUCGAAUAGUGAAUACGCCCAUUUUCUCGACGAAACUAUGGAAGACGGAGAUCUCAGUGGUCGAAUUUCGUUAUUGGAGGGCGUUACAUUCGAUAAAGACUUGGAAACUGCUAAGAGUACAUAUCGAACCGCCAAGUUCCCAGAAGUCUUCCGUACGACCAAGCUGGCACCGUCAUGGAUUGCACCAUGGAAGAGUACCUUGCCUUCCCGAGCCUUGAUGACCCCGUCACCCUCCCAGCAGUUUCAAACUCCCCCUCCACCUCUGUCCCGUACUUCGACCAAUACUAGCACUUCGGGUACGGGCACAGGCACGGGCGCAACUCUGCCUGCUGCUGUUAAAUUGACUGAUGCAUCCCCUGAUUUCCAAGUCGUUCGCUCUAAGGUAUCUGGAUCUUUGCCUCACAAGGCUGUGGAACGUAACAAGUACGGCCAACGUGUGGACCGUCUUGAUUUCAAGAGCAUUCCUCGUGACGAUUUGAACCGUCUUAAGAAGCUUAAAUUAUGCAACUAUCACUUCCUCUUGGGCGAAUGUCCGAAUGAAGAAAACUGCUACCAUGAUCACGACCGCAAGUUGACUCGCCAAGAACUCCAUAUUUUGUCUGCUAUCGCUCGCAUGACCCCUUGCCGGUUUGGUUUGGAAUGCGACGACCCGGAUUGCAUUUAUGGCCACCGAUGCCCUCAAAGUGAGCCUGGCAAGAAAACUUGCUUCCGAGGAGAUACUUGUCGCUUCGAGCCUGUUGCUCACGGCAUUGACACUAACAUUGUCAAGGUGACCAAGAUCUAG